CGGCAUAAAAAGGGGUGCGACCGCCGCCGUAGUAAUAAGCCGAUGAUCGGAAAACCUUCUCUAACAACCCUACUACUUCUCCUAACUCCAUAGAGAUAGAGGAAGAAGAAGACGACGACGACGACGACGACGACGACGAAGAAGAAGAAGAAGAAUCUAGGGUUAGGGUUAGGGUUACGCUUAGGGUUUUGCUUCGAAGUGACACUUGAAAGGGGCUCCUAGUAGACGUGGAAGCUGCUGAAUCACUGGGCGGAGCUUUUCCCCGACUUUACAUUCUCUGGUUCGAUCUAUGCAUCGCUUCUCCUUUCGAAUUCGCCUUGUGUUGAGCCCUUUAUCGCCUAUAUAAGCGGAGAAACCUUGUUGGAUGGGGCCCAAAUUAGGGUUUUUGAUGUGAUUGCUGUGAUUCGGAGCCGAUCGAUGUGAGAUAAGGUGUGUUGUCGUCGUUGUCGUUCUUGUUGUUGUUUAGUAUGUUGUGUAAGUUUGAGGAGUCCGAGAGCGUAGCUUCUUCCUCGUGCCGAGCUCGCCGUAGUAUGAGUUGUGGUGAGGAGUCUAAGGAUGGGAGGAGAGAGGGGGACGAGAUUAAACGGGUAGGGAUGAGUAAAGUCGCCGAUAAUUCCGUUGGAACGAGCGGGGAUGCUCUUCGCGCUCCGCAGCCACUAGAGAUUGAUCAGAAGCUGCUUCUUAACCCCAGGUCGCUCUUUAUUGGGUCGAAGAUUGGGGAGGGAGCUCAUGGGAAAGUAUACGAGGGAAGGUAUGGCGAGCAAAUCGUAGCAAUAAAAGUUUUGAAUGGUGGCGAUACUCCUGAAGAAAGGGCUACACUUGAAGCUCGCUUUGUUCGAGAAGUAACUAUGAUGUCUAGAGUGAAACAUGAGAACCUCGUCAAGUUUAUUGGAGCCUGCAAGGACCCAAUCAUGGUGAUUGCCAGUGAACUACUGCCAGGAACGUCGUUAAAGAAAUAUUUAAGCAGUAUGCAGCCCGGAAUACUGGAUCUUCGCACAGCAAUAAAUUUUGCACUUGACAUUGCUCAUGCAAUGGAGUGCCUACAUGCUAAUGGGAUAAUACACAGAGACUUGAAACCUGACAAUUUGUUGCUUACUGCAAAUCAGAAAAAUGUAAAGCUUGUUGAUUUUGGGCUUGCUAGAGAAGAAACUGUAACAGAGAUGAUGACAGCUGAAACUGGAACUUACCGAUGGAUGGCUCCAGAGUUGUACAGCACUGUAACUCUGCGACACGGUGAGAAGAAGCAUUACACGAACAAGGUUGAUGUGUACAGCUUUGGUAUUGUUUUAUGGGAGUUGCUGACCAACAAAAUGCCAUUUGAAGGCAUGUCCAACCUUCAGGCUGCAUAUGCUGCUGCUUUCAAGCAAAUGCGGCCCCCUUUUCCGGACGACACACCCCCUGAGCUCGUGUUCAUCGUGCAGUCGUGCUGGGUCGAGGACCCCAACAUGCGGCCGAACUUCGGCCAGAUCAUUCGCAUGCUAAACACCUUCCUUUUCACUCUGCCCCCGCCGUUACCCGACCGAGAAGCCAACACCAAUCAAGAAGCUAAAGCCGUUCCAACGAGCAGUAGGGGCACCAUUACAGCCACAUCCAAUGCGCGGAGUGGCAAGCGCUCUUUCCUUCGACAGCUCUUUGCCGCGAAGAGGGCAACCAAUGGUAGGACAUAAUUUACUGUAAGGCCACAAAUGUCUAUUACUGUAUAAGUAGCACUAAUAGGCCACAUGUAACAGAGUAAGGGAUGAUACUAAAGCAAACAAGAAUACAAAUUACAUAUGCUAUAUUAUAUAUAUAAUUAAUUCCUGAUCCGACUAGCAUAACCUUUGUUUCUUUUGGUUUUUGGAAAUGUCUUCUUACUAUCCCUGCAGGUAACAUGCAGUUGGGUUUAAUGGAAUUUCGCAUCUCUCUCUCUC
Molecule: messenger RNA, 1910 nt
Organism: Ananas comosus (pineapple)
Lineage: Eukaryota; Viridiplantae; Streptophyta; Magnoliopsida; Poales; Bromeliaceae
Product: serine/threonine-protein kinase HT1-like
Exons: 6
Coding region: 468-1667 (399 amino acids)
Biological process (GO): protein phosphorylation
Molecular function (GO): protein kinase activity; ATP binding
Source: RefSeq, a predicted model, not a curated record